UCUCUCAUAUCAAUGUGAUGAGCUUUUUCACCAUUGCGAAUGGUGCUAUCAUUUCGAUAAGAACAAGCACAAGUCAAUUUGACAGCAAAACCAAAGUGGGCAUAAAAGUAUAUACUAGAAAAGGUUGGAGUAAAGUAGCUAAUAUGUAUGCCAUAACACGUUCACUUAUUCGGUCAACUGCUUUACGUCAGGGUAUUCAACGGAUGCAAGUCGCUGCACCGUCUCGCCAAGUGACUUUAAAGGUUGUACCAGCAGCAGAGGCAAUUCAGACAGAAACGUUUGAUGAGAAAAAUAUACGCCUGGGACGUGAAUUGUCUCCACAUUUGACUAUCUAUAAGCCACAGUUAACGUCGAUGUUAUCAAUUACUCAUCGAGGCACAGGUUUUGCAUUGACUGGGUACGCCUGGGCCUUAGGUUUAGGAGCCUUGAUGUCUUCGCAUGACAUUUCACACUACGUUACCAUUAUUGAAGGCUUGCACUUGGGUUCUGCAACAUUGGUUGCGCUUAAGUUCGCUUUAGCAUUUCCACUAGCGUUUCAUUCUUGCUGCGGUGUCCGCCAUUUGUUGUGGGAUACAGGUCGUUUUCUGAAAAUUACUGAAGUCUAUUUAACUGGUUACGUAACACUUGGCAUCAGCUUCGUGCUGUCAGCUAUUUUAGCUUGUUUGUAAACAUAUGUUUGGAUGGAAAAAUUUAUGCAAUUGGAAUGCUUAUGUUCGUUUUUCAUUACGGUGCUUCGAUUUGACUGAAAUGCACUAAAGUACGCAAAAAUUUGAGUGCUAACUGUCGCGAAAUAAAUGUACAUACAUACGAUAGAAAUAUAAAAAAUGUUAUUGAUACCCAAAA
Molecule: messenger RNA, 843 nt
Organism: Bactrocera latifrons
Lineage: Eukaryota; Metazoa; Arthropoda; Insecta; Diptera; Tephritidae
Gene: SdhC
Product: succinate dehydrogenase cytochrome b560 subunit, mitochondrial
Exons: 2
Coding region: 18-668 (216 amino acids)
Biological process (GO): mitochondrial electron transport, succinate to ubiquinone; tricarboxylic acid cycle
Cellular component (GO): membrane
Molecular function (GO): succinate dehydrogenase activity; electron transfer activity
Source: RefSeq, a predicted model, not a curated record